Messenger RNA from Rotaria sp. Silwood1, 270 nucleotides. NCBI's taxonomy places the organism in Eukaryota, Metazoa, Rotifera, Eurotatoria, Philodinida, Philodinidae. The record is from the annotation of a GenBank genome assembly.
AUGGGCAGCAAAGGCUCCAAAAAAGGACCACCAACGGAACUGACACCUAAACGUGGCAAAGCAGAUACUUACUGCCAGCUUGCCUUUUCAAUGUUUGAUGCUAAUCAUGAUGGAGUAAUUGAUUUCAAUGAAUAUCUCCUUGCUGUUGCUGCUACAUCUCAAGGUGAUUUAGAUGAUCGACUCGAAGUUGCAUUCGAUAUUUGCGACACUUCAGAUGAUGGGCAAAUCAAUCAAAAAGAAUUGGUUACAAUGAUUUCGGCUGCGGUAUGA